GAACAGUGCAUUUCUCAUUGAACACUCUCACCCGUGCAAAAUUUUCUUAAAUUGAAAAAAUACUUCUUUAAUUAAUUUUAGGCGAUUAAGAAAGAUACAACAAGAGAAAUGUUCAAUUUAAGUCGAUAUGCAACUUUAAGUAGUUUUGUAAAGAAUUUCGGUGCAAGCAGGAAAAUAUUUGCAUCUACAUCUGUUUUGGCAGAUAAAAAAGAUUCCGUUGAUAAUCAGAAACCUGAGAAAGAAGUAAAGCAAAUAAAAAAUCCUACUGUUGCUGCGGUAUUUGCGACUCUAAACGAGCCUGAUCAACCGAAUGUAUCAGAAAGAAUAAACAAAAAUCAGAAAAUUCACAUUGAUAAUGUAAUUUCGAAAGCAAAUACAGUCAAUGGAUUAUUGAGCAUUGCAGAUAACCGAAGCGACCUCAACAGGAAACAUGCUCUUAAAAUUGUUUCGAUCUUAGCCGAAUGGAGCACAAUAAAUCGAACAAAAGUUUCUGAAUUCGAAAACGAUCCACGCUUCACGAAACUCUGCAGAAUGUUGGGAAGAACUUUAAAUAUAAAAAAUGCAGUCAGUGCAAAUAUGAAUACUAACAACAACGAUCGUGCUUUGAACAAAAUCUCCAGCUUCAGGACUGACGAUUUGAAUGUUGUUUUGGGCGUGACUGGAGAUGAUGAAGCAGCAAAGCUUGUUGCAAGUAUUUCACUGCCCCAAAUGGUGAAAGUUAUGAAGAACUUAGCUAUAAAGAAAAAACGCAGCACGCCUUUACUACAUGCACUUGCAAAUAACAUAAGCAGUUGCAGUCAACAAUUGGAUAUCAAGCAAUGUGCUGACGUUCUCUACUCUAUGUCCAUUCUAAAUUUCCUAGACACAGUUUUGUUAACAAAGCUUGGAAAUGACAUUCAAGAGAACUUGAAAUUACCAGUAGAAAGGUCAUCAGUUAUUGGAUCCAUCAUAAGCAGUCUUGGUUUCCUUAAAUAUCGCGAUACUUUAGUUCUCGAUAUUCUUUGUGACUGGAUUGUCAAGACCCAUGAAAUAUGCCGGCCACAAGACAUUACAGCAAUGUUUUUUAGUCUAGGAUUGCUUAAUUACAUGCCUCCUAACAUGGAAGAGUCUUUGAAGACCAAACUCGUGGAAUCAUUGACACCAUUGGAUUUCAAGAAUCCUUCAGAUUAUUUGAGUUACGUUUGGAGUUUAUUGGCUCUAAAUAUUUCUUCAGAAGAUCUUUUAAGUCACGUGCUUCAACAAGAUUUUAUUGAUAAACUUACAAGAUCAAGUGUCGAUAGGGAACUACAUGCAGCAGUGAAAAUGAAGCUUUUAAACAUCAACGCUAAUGUGAAGUUUAUACCAACUUACAAAGGAUCAAUGUUAUCACGAGAGAAACAUAAGGAAAUUUAUAAUGUUCCUUUGGUUUACAAUAAAGAAAAGCAAGUUAUCGUCAAUGGUAUGCAGGAUGCAAUCAGAAGUCUUGUACCUGAAGGAUUAUUGACUCUUAAUCGAGAUACCAACAUGGGAUUUGUUAUUGAUGCUGAAAUCUAUGUGAACGACAAAGGAACUCCCGUUGAAAAAGACACAAAAGAUGCUAAAAAAGUUGCUAUAAUGAUGCACGACUACAAGGAUGCAUGUCAUGGACCUCAUUUCCACCUUAAUGGCAUCACUUCACUAAACGCGCGACUGUUAACUUUAGCAGGCUAUCACGUUUUAAGUGUACCUUAUACCGAAUUCAGUAUAAGUGAUAAAGUUCUUAAGAGAGUUCAGUAUCUCGAAGCAUUAAUUAGGUCGCUAAACAAAAAUUAAAAAUAAUUGUGUAGUAUUGUAACUGACAACUUAAUAUGAAAUUUUCAAUUCAAUAUUAAAUAAAUAAAUGAAAAUUAUUCUGAAUCGUUUUGACACUAACU
Clunio marinus is the source of this 1892-nucleotide messenger RNA. The record is from the annotation of a GenBank genome assembly. NCBI's taxonomy places the organism in Eukaryota, Metazoa, Arthropoda, Insecta, Diptera, Chironomidae.